AAUGCUGGGUUCAAGUCGAAACAUUUUCCGACGCCUAGCUACAUCGUCUCGAGUUCUUUCCAAUGCGAACAAAAAGACAGUAGAAGAUAUGACGCAAGAGAUGUUGCAAAUGCCAGUCUCAAGAGUUCCUCCAACUAUUCAACGAUUCGCGACAUCUCUAAAAAUGAAAUUCAAGUCCGACGGUCUUGAUCAAUCAGUGAAAUCUAUUCUUGACCGCGCAUCAGCUCAACUUUAUUACAAUUGUGCAGAUAAUUAUGAUUUCGCAAAGCUCUGUGAGGCAUUUGGACUUGGAGAUUAUAUGUCUUCGUGGUACAAGUUGACACUAAUGCAUACAUGGAUGGUAUUGAUGAGACUUCAUUCAGAAUUUGAUGGAAAAGCAUACAUGAGAUUACAGCGAGGUCUUUUAUCAACAAUGUGGCUGGAUAUUGAUAAUAGGCUAGGAAUUGUGAGCAAAGAGUUGAAUCAAAUUAUGACGGGGCAAAAUGAUAUGAAGCACAUGCACGGAUUACAUUUGCAGACGUUUUUCGAAUAUGACGAGGGAUUCCUCCACGAUGACCGUGUUCUUGCUGGUGCCAUUUGGAGAUGCUUAUACAUGAAUCGAGAAGUUGAUCCAAUUCAUUUGCUGAAAGUUGUGACAUAUAUGAGAUCUACAGUUGCUUGGUUGGAAACACAGGAUACGAAUCAAAUUCUUGUUGAAGGAAUUUCCGAAUGGAAACAACUCCGGCCCUCCACUUGAUUUUUUCCUUUUAUUUCAGUCUUCAACAGUUUUAUUUAGUUUUUAGAUUCGAUGUUUUUUACUCCGUUCAUUUUUUUCCUCUCAUUGUUUAUACGCGUGUUUCUCUCCACUCUUUCCCUCGAAAUUUUUGCAAUAAAUAUCUGAAUUUCAG
Messenger RNA from Caenorhabditis elegans, 887 nucleotides. RefSeq names its product Ubiquinol-cytochrome c chaperone domain-containing protein (gene C35D10.5). The transcript is spliced from 5 exons. The record is from RefSeq and is marked reviewed. Lineage: Eukaryota; Metazoa; Nematoda; Chromadorea; Rhabditida; Rhabditidae. The coding region runs from base 2 to 736 and encodes 244 amino acids.